CAUAGUUGGGUUACAUAAUGUCUUCGAACUCCACUAUCUCUAGGUAUAGUGCUGAGCUUACCCGGCAGGAGCAACCCUUGUAUCAUUACUUGCUGAGUGAGACCAGCUGGCUCUAGUAACAGCGAAGACAAAGUGUUUCCCUGGACAUAAAUAUCAACUCAUGGUCUAUACACACCAAGAACAAACUUUAAAUAUAUACCGUGUCUUUUAUCCCAUCUACUGCUACAGUUCGCGCCCAAUCUAUCUGUCUAUUAAUCUCACACUGAAAAGUAUUAUGGCUUUCUAUCUUCCACAGGACCAAGGUGUAUUACCAUACUUUCUACUCCUCAACGCCAUCAUGAGUUUCUACAACUCCGCCCAAUGUUUUCUCUCCCUGCCCGGCACCCGAAAACUUUUUUUCGGCCCACAUUCCACCAUUCCCUCUUCCUCUUCCUCUUCCACAUCCCCUAAAACCACCUCCCCAUCUUCUCAUGAAGCAACCGCCCUCUUUGCCCGCACCUUCGGCUGCUACACCCUUGUGAGCGGUAUGCUCCGUUUGAUAACAGCAUAUAAUCUUUCCUCUCCUGAACUAUAUUUCCUUACUUUAUGGGCUUAUGUGGUGAUAGCAGGCUUCUGGGGAAUGGAAUGGUUGUAUUUCGGGACUGUGGCUUCUGGACCUGCGUUAUGCGCGAGUAUUGUUAUAGAUGGAGGGGGGGUUGUUAUGAUGUUGUGGGGAUGGGGUAAGUAUUAGGGGUUGAGAUUUCGAGAGCAGAGAAUGUGAUGUGAAGGGGAGAAAGCUUGUUUUUACGACUUAUGAUUGUAUGUGUUAAUGUUUCAAGAAAUGGAACGAUCCACUGGUGCAAAAGUUGUACCAUGUGCUUAUAAUCAGAU
This is a messenger RNA of Botrytis deweyae, 870 nucleotides long. RefSeq lists its product as uncharacterized. The transcript is spliced from 2 exons. The coding region runs from base 161 to 730 and encodes 189 amino acids. Lineage: Eukaryota; Fungi; Ascomycota; Leotiomycetes; Helotiales; Sclerotiniaceae. Gene Ontology annotation, cellular component: endoplasmic reticulum; membrane. The record is from RefSeq and is a predicted model, not a curated record. Gene Ontology annotation, molecular function: protein-macromolecule adaptor activity.